Molecule: messenger RNA, 7388 nt
Organism: Leucoraja erinaceus (little skate)
Lineage: Eukaryota; Metazoa; Chordata; Chondrichthyes; Rajiformes; Rajidae
Product: polymeric immunoglobulin receptor-like
Exons: 8
Coding region: 2928-4472 (514 amino acids)
Source: RefSeq, a predicted model, not a curated record
CACGCUGUCACAGGGAGAACGUGCAAACUCCUUACUGAUAGCGCCGGAGGUCAGAAUCGAACCGGGGUCUCUGGGGGCGGUUGCAGUUCCACCUACAGCUAACCCAACCCCACAAAUAUCACCCAGAACGAGCCUCUCCAUCUCCAGUGUAGCAGUGUUACAACACAAUGUGAGCAACUCACGUCAAAAUAGGUUGAGAAACAGGAAGCCACAAGGAAGUACAGAUGCAGUAAUAUCUGAUAGUCUGCUCGGGUAGCUUGCAACCCAAUGGUGGGAACAUUGAAUUUUCUAGUUUUAAGUAACUAACCCACAACAAUCCUUUCCACUAACCUCCGUCCCUUUCCACAUAUAUAUAUCCUUUCUUCCAGCUUCACAUUCCAUGCCUCUUCUCUCCAUAUCUCACAGCCUUUUAUCUUCUUUCCAUCACUGGCCUUCAUCCACCCAUCAGCCAAUAACCCUCCCUCCCUCACCUGUAUCCAUCUACCACUUGCCAGGCAUCAUCCUCCCCCCACCUCUCUCCCAGCUCUCUCCCCCCUACCACAAUCAGCCUGAAGAAGGGUCCCAACCCAAAACGUCACCUAUCCAUGUUCUCUGGAGAUGCUGCCUGGCCCAUUUACUCCAGCAUUACAUGUCUGUUUUUGAGAAAUAGGAAGUUGUGAAGUUGAUAAGAAGAUUUGAACACCAGUGUAAAUAUUUUGAAACCAAGUCAUUGGUUCUACGGGUUAGGGUUGGUAUGACUAUACAGGGUGGGUUAUCAGGUCUGUGAGGUGUGGAGAACUAUGGUCAAGUCCAAAUCCACCCACAUGUCACAUUGCCAGGGUAAAGGGUGAGUGGGGCAGAGCAGGGCGGGGCACUGGCACCAGCGUUAAACUCAUAGAGUCAUAUAGCACAGAAACAGGCCCUUCUUCCCAACUUGACCAUGCUGACCAAACUGCCCACCUGCACUAGUUUAGUAUAGAGGUACAGCAUGGAAACUGGCCCUUCGGCCCACCGAGUCCGCACCAAACAGCAAUCCCCACACAUUAACACUAUCCUACACGCACUAGGGACUAUUUACACUUAUUCCAAGCCAACUAACCUACAAACCUAUACGUUCUUGGAGUGUGGAAGGAAACUGAAGAUCUCGGAGAAAACCCAGGCGGUCACGUGGAGAACGUACAAACUCCAUACAGACAGCACACGUAGUCGGGAUCAAACCCGACUGUAAGCGCUGUAAGUCAGCAGCUCUACCACUGUUCCACCGUGCAGCCCUGGUCCACUAGUCCCACUUGCCCCCGUUUGACCCAUCUCCUCUUAUAUCAGUAAAGAUCCAGUUUUUACCUUCAGUCCCGAGGUAGUAUCUCGGCCGGAAUACAAACAUACACUUUUUGUCUCCACAGAUGCUGCUUGACCCGUUGAGUUUUUCAGGUGUUCUGCCUAUUGUUCCAGAUUCUAGUAUAUGCAAUCUCCUUUAUCUUCUCCCCUCACACAACCCUAAUCCUACCUCAACAAUAUUAUCUCACAGAAGCUGAUGCGUACAUGGAAGGAACAUGUCCAGAGGAGCUAGUGGAGACUGGUACUAGUAACAACAUUGAAAAGCAUUAGGACAAGGUACGUGGAUAGGAAAGGUUUGUAGGGACAGGGGUCAAAUGCAGGCCUGGUUUUUACGGUGGCACAGCAGUAGAGUUGCUGCCUUACAUGGUAUAACAGCACCAGAUACCCGGGUUCAAUCCUGGCUACAGGUGCUUGUCUGUACAUAGUCUGUACUUUCUCCUAGUGACCUGCGUGGGUUUUCUACGAGAACUUCAGUUUCCUCCCACACUCCAAAGACGUACAGGUUUGUAGGUUAAUUGGGUUGGUGUAAAUGUAAACAUUUGUGUUAAUGUGCGGGGAUCGCUGGACGGUGCGGACACAGUGGGCUGGAGGGUUUGUUUCCCCACUGUAUCUCUAAACUAAACUAAAGAGGGACCAGCGUACAUGGGACAUCUUGAUCAGCAUUGGGCAAGCUGUUUCCCUGCUGUAUCACUCUAUGAUUUUAUGAAUCACAUCCUCAAACUCAGCUUUACCCGGUCUCCGAUGCUCAAGUAUUUGAAUACUUCAAGGAGUUUAUCUGGUGACGUGAGUUGACAUCAGUUCGCAUGUGACGAUAGACAACAGACAAUAGGUGCAGGAGUAGGUCAUUCGGCCCUUCGAGCCAGCAUCACCAUUCAAUGUGAUCAUGGCUGAUCAUCCACAAUCCCCGUUCCUGACUUCUCCCCAUAUCCCCUGACUCCACUAUCUUUAAGAGCCCUAUCUAGCUCACUCUUGAAAGUGUCCAGAGAACCGGCAUCCACCGCUCUCUGAGGAAGAGAAUUCCACAGACUCACAACUCACUGGGUGAUAAAGUGUUUCCUCAUCUCCGUUCCGUUGGUGUCUUAUUUCUCCUGGGUAACGUUUCAACAGAUGAGAAGAUGAGGAAGGCUGGACAAAUUAGUGACGUGCAUUUUGUGGUGGGUAAACAGAUCACAAGUUCACACGUUCCAGGAGUAGAAUUUGGCCAUUCGGCCCAUCGAGUCUACUCCGCCAUUCAAACAUGGCUGAUCCCAUACAAGUUCAGACACAGUGUGCCCGCAUUUGGGGGAGGGGGUUGAGGGGGUGGGCAAGGGAAUGUUUGCGGUGGUGGACAGAGCACCAGUCAAGUGGGCAAACGUCACCAGGAUGAAGCAGAGCUUCGAGGAGAUGCUCCAAUCCAGGCAACUGGAGAGUGUUGUAGCCCACUCCUGAUAGGGGCAUUGUCCGUGGUGAGGAGGCUGGGGGAGGUGACAAGUGAGUCACCAAGUUAAGUCUUGAACCACUGCAAAGUCGUUUCCUGUGUAAACGGAAAUUGACUGUUUGACUUCAGUUGUGAAUGAGGAAGAGGACAACUCAGACGCAGUGCACGGACCAAACCGAUCCAACGUAGCCGAGACAUGGCGGUGGGACAGGGAGAAUUCACCCUCCAGAGACGGCCCAGAUCCAGGGGAACAGUCGCUCUGUUGGUUCUUGUCGCUGUUGGUCUCACACCAGGGUCAAGGGGAAUAACUGAACCCGAGGAGGUGAGGGGAGAGUUGGGGCAGUCGGUCACUGUGGAAUGUCAGUAUGGUCGGAAAUACAAAGACAACGACAAGCUAUGGAGUAAAGGUGAUUAUUUCUUUCCAUCUUCUACCGUGGUUUCUACUGAUGACCCACAACGAGGGAGAACAUCGAUGACUGAUUUCAAAGAACAACGGAUAGUUUCAGUCACCAUCGACAAGCUGGAGAAGAGUGAUGAAGGACUCUACUGGUGUGUGAUUGUAAAGGGAAACGAUUCACCCAUUGUAUCGGCCUCCAUCUCAUUGACGGUUUCUGAAGGGUCAAGGGGAAUAACUGGACCCGAGGAGGUGAGGGGACAGUUGGGGCAGUCGGUCACUGUGGAAUGUCAGUAUGGUCAGGAAUACACUGACAACAAGAAGCUGUGGAGUAAAGGUGAUUCUUACCGGAAUUCUUAUACUGUGUUUUCUACUGAUGACCAACGACGAGGGAGAACAUCGAUGACUGAUGACAAAGAACAACAGAUAGUUUUAGUCACCAUCGACAAGCUGAAGAAGAGUGAUGAAGGACUCUACUGGUGUGUGAUAGUAAAGGGAAACGAUUCACUCAUUGAAUCGACCUCCAUCUCAUUGACGGUUUCUGAAGGGUCAAGGGGAAUAACUGGACCCAAGGAGGUGAGGGGAGAGUUGGGGCAGUCGGUCACUGUGGAAUGUCGGUAUGGUCAGGAAUACACUGACAACAAGAAGCUAUGGAGUAAAGGUUAUUAUUACACACUAUCUGAUACCGUGGUUUCUACUGAUGACUCACAACAAGGGAGAACAUCGAUGACUGAUAACGAAACAAAACGGAUAGUUUCAGUCACCAUCGGCAACCUGAAGAAGAGUGAUGAAGGAUACUACUGGUGUGUGAUUGGAAAGGGAAUAUUUUCAAGCAAUGAAAAGACCUCCAUCUCAUUGACGGUUUCUGAAGGGUCUCAAACAAGCCGCCCAGACAUGGUCACCACCACCUCUACAACAAUAAGCACAAAGGCUUCCACCACAACCACUCUGACCACCAUGCCUCAAGGUACACCAACCACCAAGGCAGCAAGUUCUACUGAGGCUUCUAGUUCAACACCUCCAAACAGGGACGCAUUUCCAUGGAAGGUUGUUCUAUCGAUCGCCUUGACAAUUGUCUUUCUUCUGUUCAUCGCUGGCAUUAUCCUAUGUGUAAAAAUGAGGCAGAGAAAGAAAACUGGCUCAAAUGAACAGAGAAUUAUGAGUCAGCAAAAUCCAGCAGACAGUUUCAAGGAAACCCCUGUCAUUUAUACCACCGUGACAACCCGUCCUCCAGCUAGCACGGAUAAUACUUACAUGAACCUUCAGGAUCUGAACACACAAGGACAAGCCAAGAGGCAAGGUGCCGCAGAAGUUGUGUACGCAACAAUUCUCACUGAUAAUAAUUAAUUCAAUCACCGGUGAACACCAAGAAUACAUUGGAAACGGACAGUCUGGUAAAAUUGCCUUUGCUUACCCAUUAAUCCAGACACUUGUGUUCAGAUCUCACCAGUGCAUGGUCAUCAAGAUAACUGGAGAUUUUGGGAAUCUGAUAAAGAUAGAACAUAGGAAAGUACAACAGGCCAUUCGGCCCACAAUAUCCGUGUUGAAAAUUAAAAAUGCAAAAAGUCUCGGCUGGUCAGGCAGCACCUGUGGAGAUAGAAACAGAGAUAACAUGAUAGUUCGAUGACCUUAAGAUGAGAGGGGAAAGAUUUAAUAGGAACCCGAGGUUCAACUUUUUCACUCAGUGGGUGGUGGGUGUAAGGAACAAGCUGCUAGAGGAGGUAGUUGAGGCAGGUACUAUAACAACAUUGAAAAGACUUUUGGACAGGUACAUGGAUAGGAAAGGUUUGGAGGGAUAUGGGCCAAAUGCGGGAAGGUGGGACUAUCAUAGAUGGGUUGGCAAGGACAAAUUGGGCCAAAUGGCCUGGUUCGUGCUGUAUGUUUCUUAGAGUUUGUAUUCAACAUAGGAAAAUAAGAGUAGAAAGAGGCCAUUCAGCCCUUCAAGCCAAUUCCGCCAUUCAACACAAUCAUGGCUGAUCUGCCUCCAACCUCAUUUCCUCUCCUGUGCCAGUACUUCAAUGCCCUCGACUCCCUGCCCCUUCAAACUCCUCUUUAAAUACCCCUAAUGAUCCAGCCUCAAUAACCCCCCAGUAGCAGAUUAUUAUAGGGAUUCAUCACUCCGUUCCGCUUUCCACAAAUGCCGCCGAACAUGUUGAGAUUUUCCACCAUUUUUCUUUUGCCUCAAUUAGAACAGUUGUGGAAUUUGAACUCUGUUAUUAAUUUGUGAUUUACAUAUAAAUAUGUAUAUGUACUGUUGAACACAAAACUGCCGGCUUGGUGUUAAAACUCACUGGUUGACUUUCCACCAUCCAGUUUACCAAGUGAAACAGUUCUGUUACUAAGUCAUAGAGUCAUACAGCACGGAAACUGGCCCACGUGCUUUCCAGCCAAUUGCUUUAAUUUCCCAGUAGUUUGUGAAUGUUUACGCCAAGCGCAGUGGCUUGCAAAUAUGUGUAUAAGGAACAGGAAUCGCAAGUGUGAGAUUGUGUAAAUAUGUUAAAACGUUUUGUAAUGAAACAUCUACAGAUGACAUGGUAGAUGUUGUAAGCAUACAAUAAAGUACACUGGUCCUCUGAAUACAUGGUGAGCCCAAGCUACUAAUGACUUUGUGGAAGGUGGUUUUGCGAAUGGACGUAAAACACAGAACUAAAGAAUUUGGUGGAUUAACACUCCCUCAUUUUUUGUAUUAUUAUUGGGCAGCAAAUGGCAAAAAUGUGAUUCACCUGUUGGACAACUCUGCCCAGAGAGAGGAUUGCUCCCCUUUUAAUAUAGGAGCAAUCCUUUCCCACCAAUAAAAUUGAAUAAAAAAUGCAGUAAAAAUCCAAGCUAUUCAUAGUACAAUUAGAAUUUGGAAUCAAAUAAAAUUAACCUUAAAAUUAAAAGAAACCUAUCACCUUUUUCCCCCAAUAGAUAAUAAUCCGUCAUUUAAACCAUCUAUUAUAGAUAAAUCAUUUACAUACUGGGAAAGAAUAGGAAUUAAAAUGUUUGGAGACAUGUAUGAAUUUUUUUUUUUUUUUAUCAUUCCAACAACUACAACUUAAAUACAAUCUGAGAAGUAACCAAUAUUUUAAAUAUUUUGAAAUCCAUGACUAUUUGAAAAAAUAUACACAAGAAUAUCAAAAUUUGUCUCCAGACUUAUUAGACGAAGCAAUGAAUAUAAAGGGGGAAUCAACUAAUUUAAUAUCAUACUUGUAUAAUAUCAUCCUAAACAUAGAAAUACCAUCAUCCGAUAGAAUUAGAAGAGAUUGGGAACAAGAACUAGCUAUAAAAAUUUCGAAAGAGAGGUGGGAUAAACACUUGUAAAAUGUGCACAGAUGCUCGAUCAAUGUAAGACAUAUUCUAAACCAAAACUUUACAUAGACUAUAUUACUCAAAAACUAAAAUAAGUAAACUUUUUCCAAAUGUCUCCCCCAUCUGUGAUAAAUAUCUAUCCCAAGAAACAACCAACUAUAGCACAUUCCUUUGUUUUUUGAAUUAAAAUCCAAACAUUUUGGAAUGAAAUCUUUGACAUUUUUUCAAAGUUUUUUCAUAUAAAACUGAAACCGAAUGCAGAAAUGAUUAUUUUUGGAACGAUGGAAGCCAGCCUUGAGCUGACUUCGUUCCAAAAGAGCUUCCUUAAUUACGGCUUAAUAAUGGCAAAAAAACUUAUACUUAAAUUCUGGAAAAACGCUCCCACACCAACGAUAAAAAUGGGGAUUUCAAAUGUGUCCGAAAUGUUACACCUGGACGUUAUCAGAUUCCUCCUAGCAAGCAAAUCAGAUCAUUUCCAAAUGAUUUGGUCUCCAUUUAUCGACUUAUUACAAGUAUCGGGUGCAAUAACUUUGAGAAUAAACGGUUUCAGGACCUGGUGAGGGGUGUGGGAAGUUACGAAGUAGGUAUUUCCCUUUUAUCUUAUUUUCCUUUCUUAUAUCUUCUGUUCUCUAUUUUUCUCUUUCUUUUUCUUUGGUCUUCUCUUUAUCUCUUUUUCGUGUUUUACGUUCCUACGGGUCUCUCUUGAUCACUCUUUCACGCACUUACUAUCCUAUCUAACUCUCGUUCCAUUCCUUCUUUUUAAAGUUUAAAGCAAGAAGUGAUACAGGAAAUGUAUUGUGUUAUUUUUGGCUUAUAUCACUGUAAUGUGCAUUACUUCUAAUAAAUAAAAUAUUUAAAAAAAAACACAGAACAGCACGGGAACAGGCCCUUCGGCCCACAUUGUCCAUGCCAACCAUGAGGCAAAGUUAAACUGAUCUCAUCUGCCUGCACAUAGUCCACUAUCCCUCCACC